Anolis carolinensis (green anole) is the source of this 3785-nucleotide messenger RNA. RefSeq lists its product as uncharacterized. Lineage: Eukaryota; Metazoa; Chordata; Lepidosauria; Squamata; Anolidae. The record is from RefSeq and is a predicted model, not a curated record. The transcript has 18 exons. Bases 1083 to 3239 code for a protein of 718 amino acids.
CCUCACUGACGGCCAUCGUGGGUGAGGCUUCUGGGAGUUGAAGUUCAACAGCCCAGAGAAGGCUCCCUGUCUUUCUAAUGGCGGAUCUAUUCCAAGCAUGGGCAAACUUGGCCCCUCCAGGUGUUUUGGACUUCAACCCCCACCAUUCCUCACAGCCUCAGGCCCCUUCCUUUUCCCCCUCAGCCGCUUAAGCGGGCUGUAUAGCCAUGUUCCAGAAACAUUCUCUCCUGACGUUUCACCCACAUCUAUGGCAGGCAUCCUCAGAGUUUGUGAGGUCUUUUGGAAACUAGGCAAGGGAGGUUUAUAUAUCUGUGGAAGGUCCAGGAUGGGAGAAAGAACUCUUGUCUAUUUGAGGCAAGUGUGAAUGUUACAUUUGGCCACCUUGAUUAGCAUUGAAUAGCCUUGCAACUUCAAGGUCUAGCUGCUAACUGCCUGGAGGAAUUCUCUGUUGGCAGGUGUUAGCUUGCUCUUAUUGAUUCAUGUCUGAAAUUCCUCUGUUUUCUCUGUGUUGUUUACUGUGCUGAUUUUAGAGUUUGUUUGUUUUUUUUAAAAAAAUACUGGUCGCCUUCCAUAGAUGCAUGGGAAAUGCUAGGAAAGAAUGCUUCUGGAACAUGGCCAUGCAGCCCGGAAAACACAGCAACUCAAUGAUUCCGUCCAUGAAAGCCUUCGACAAAAGGUGGAGACAACUUGCAUUUCUUGUGCAGUGUAGGUGGGCGGCACCCACCCAAACUCACGCCUCCAGAGGCAAAGCUGAGGAAAUCUCUGAGCCCCCUUUCCUGCUGUUUAUAUCUUGAGAACCCACCCUCGCGCGCCUUUUGUUUCCUCGGAGUUUAUUUCCUGAUAGUCUUGUUUAGCGGGAACUCGUUCCUCUGGCCGGACAGUUGUUUUCCCUGCAAAAAACUCAACAAGAUCCAGUCAAGUUCCAAUUUCCUGAUGGACUCCCACCCUUCCUGCAUUUUUGGAGCCUGAGGGUGCUAAGGCCCAAAUCCCUAUUUUAAAAGCAAAGAGCAAAAGAAGGGCAGAAGGAAGUAGAGCUCAAGAGCUUGAAAUAUUAGAAGUGGCUUAUUUUUUUAAAUUCAGAGAUGUACCCCAGAAGAGGACAUGGACCUCAGUUUCCUCAGGAUUACAUGCCAAACAGAAAUUUCCAGGAAGGCGGUUGGGAUAGGCCACAGCAGAAAUGGUACCCAGAUGGUCCGAGGAGGGACCAGUUUUAUAACAGCAGAGCACAUGGUGACAACUUUGGCCAAUACAGAAGUUCCUACCAAGGCCGUGGUUGGAGACGUCCCCGAGGUGAUUUUCCUGAAAAACACCACUAUCAUGGCCAUUCUUACAGAGGAGCGAAAACCAGCUUCACAAAAGGUAGAUACCAGCAUACUUCACGUUCCCCCUACGUAAAGACGGUCCCUUUAAAAAACAAACAGGCAGCUGAAGUGUCUUCCAGCCAGGCUUUCCCUCUGCCAUCAGCCAAAACACCUACAGAAAAACAAACGUCAUCUACUCAAAAAAAUCCUCAUAAGAUGAGAAAAGAACCUAUAUUGAAGCAGCGUACUGUUCAGAGAGAAGAGACAUGUACUCAGCAUGCUGUCUCUAAGGAAGGUGCCAAGAGCCAGGUUCCAGAUGACCCUCCAGUGGAGCCUCCACAAUCGCUACAGAUGAAAGAGAAAAACAGUGAGGCUGCCAACCAGACCCAGUCUACUCCAUCUCCUGAAGUACCUGUAGAAGAGCAAGCAACACCUGAGGCAACAGAACGUCAACCUACAGCAAAACAAAAUUCUGUUUUGAAACAGCUUACUGUUCAGACAAAUGAGAUAUAUAUUCAGCAUGUCAAUCCUAAGGAAGGUGCCAAAAGCCAGGUCCUCGAUGGUCACCCAGUGGAGCCUCCAGAAUCUCUACAGAUGAAAGAGAGAGACAGUGAGGCUGCAGAAUCUUCUGCCAACCAGACCCAGUCUAUUAUAUCUUCUGAAGCAUCUGUAGAAGAGCAAACAACUCCCGAGACUACAGAAUGGCAACCUAUAGUAAAAGAAAAUUCUAUAUUGAAGCAGCCUACUGUUCAGAGGGAUGAGACUUGUAUUCAGCAUACUGCUCCUAAGGAAGGUGGCAAGAACCAGGUCCCAGAUGACUACCCAGUGAAGACUCCAAGCACAGGUAGCCACGACGAAGCAAGUCCUGGACAAAAGGAUGUUGGCCUUACUGCUGGUGUCUGUGGCUUCCCACUGACCCUCGGUAGUAUUCAUUAUGUGCCUGUCCUGGUACAAAAAGCAGAAAUGAAACUGUUGUCUUCACACUCCCUGCCUCAGACACAUGUCAUUUGUGACAAAAAAUGUGAUAUUGAAAGACUACUAGUCUGUCAUUCAUGUUCAUCAAAAAGUCACCACUGUAGUGCGUCAGAGUAUUCUAGCCAAAACUGUGUGCCAAGGGAGUUGUGCAUUUUGAGUUCAAGAUCUUCUCACAGGCAAGAACAAGAAUUGAGAUCUCACAAACAAGAACAGAAAUUGAGAUCCUCUCACAAGAAAAAACAGAAGUUGAGAUCAUUUCUCAGGCAAGAACAGAGUUUGAGAUCUUCUCCUAAGUGCAAACCCUCUCUCCACAGACAAGAGCAACAUUCAGGGUCCCAUCAGAGGAGAAAUGAUUUCGUUGGAAGCUGUUGCCAUUGUUACUGUGAUCAUAAAUAUGACUGCAGUCUAUCCCAAGAGAAUUCCAAGGAAAGUGAUUUGUCUCCUCGUUACUUGCUCCAUAAAAUAAAUGACUACCAUUCCCUCGAAGAAAGAAGUGAAACCGUUAAAGUGCCACAUCUCAACUCUCCAGCAAGUUGCACUGUGAAGACAAAGAAAAAAAAAGUGAGGCAGCCUGUGGAAAUGGCAAAGAAAAAGAGAACAUCUUCAGAGAAAGGAACAAAGUUUAUCAAGGUCCAGACAGCAGCCAGAAAUUAUGAGGAAAUGGGUUCUCUUCAACAUCCCAACACUGAAGAAAAAGCCAGUUCUUCAGCCAUAUCAUGGACACUGGAGGACCGUUCUGCAGCUGUGCUGGCAAAAAAGGAAGAGAUUGAGGAGGCUUAUCUGCGGGUGCUUCUCAACUUCGCAGUGGUGGCCAUCAUGUUGGUGGAAAAAGAACCCAGUAUGCAGACAACUAUCGAAUCGGCACUGAGGGCCAACUUGAGAAGGACUGGGGACUACUAUGAACACAUGCUGAGGAACUACAUUGACAGCUUAGCUGAAGCUAGCUCAGAGGAGACUCAAUAGAAAAAUCUACCCAGUGUAACGAAAGCCCAUUCCAAGACAGAAAUCCUGAGGAAUUGAAAGCUGUAUGUUUUUUUGGAUUUAGGCGUGGCUGGAAGAAGCCUCCCAUUGGCAGUAGAUAUAAUAAAUCCCCAAGGGAUACGAGUUUACACUGUAACUGCUAUUGGAAAUGGAGGUAGUAGCUGAAAGACUUGUUGAUGCCUUUACCUUAGGACAAAGGGGUAGAGAAAGGGAUUGGUAUGGGAAAGAGAAAAGACCUUCUGGUAACAACAGUAUUGGGAGCAAUUGUAAAAGCCAGGAACUCAAUUUGGUGAUUAACAAAUAUGGCAGAAAACCAGUUUUGUCAUGUUAUCCUGUCAGGGUCAGGUGUUGGACAGCUUUCUCCUCUUGAUAUGUUGAUAUGUCUUAAAUUCACUUAAAUUCUUACUGUGCUACUAUAGGCGUGGACAAAAUGGAGGGCUCCUGUGCUGUACAACAUUUCUUAUGAUGCUUCAACUUUGUUUUGUUUUUAAAUCAUUUUGAAAAUAUUAAAAUGAAUACUGGCGACAA